GACGGACAAUGUUCAGCUCCUGUAGCUCUUCCCUCCCUCCAUCUCCCCCACACAUCCUCUCUUCCUCCCUGUGAUUUGUGAAGUAAGCUUGGAUGCCUGGUAGUGCAAGCAAAGCAAGCACAUACGAAACUAGUAUUUUUCUUAGCCUCUCUCUCCUUCAUCUCUCUGUUAUGACAACAAGCCCUUCUUCACCUCAGACAUAACUCUCCCUCACUCACAUCCCUAACUGCCUCCCUCCAUAACUCUCAAUAUUUUGUUUCCUUUUAAUUUUCAUUGCCAUGUUGGAAGCAUCAAAGAUUUGAGGAGAGACAGACAUGCAUGGGCUCCUCCGGUCCUCCCUCCCUCCCUUUCCCUCUCUGCAUGCCCUCCUGAUCGAUUUGAUUAGCCCUUGAUACACUGCAACUGCAAGUCCAAGUAGCAGCGCAGGACAGGAGCUGGAAGCAUCUUCUUGCGGAGGAGUGAAGCUACGACGACGAUCAAGGCCGGCCGGGAGGAUCACAUGGAUCUUUCUGGGGCGCAGGGGGAGCUGCCAAUGCCAAUGCCAAUGCACGCCGCCGCGCCGCCGUACCUCGGUCUGCAGCACCAUGAGCACCACCACCACCACGCUGGCUCUAAUGGUCGGCAUCUGUCGCCACCUGCGUCUCCGGCGAUGGCAGCUUCCGGCGCUGAGGAGGAGUACACCAAGAACCGGCAGCUCGUGGCGGUGGUGCCCGCCGGAGCCGGGGGAGGGGCGAGGUACCGAGAGUGCCUGAAGAACCACGCGGCGACCAUCGGCGGCAGCGCCACGGACGGGUGCGGGGAGUUCAUGCCGGCCGGCGAGGACGGCUCGCUGGACGCGCUCCGGUGCUCCGCCUGCGGGUGCCACCGCAACUUCCACCGCAAGGAGACGGACGGCGCCGGCUCGCGGCACAUGCACCACCACCACCACCUCAUGGGCCCGCUGAGCCCGCUCGCCGCCCACCGCGGCGGCCUCCUGAUGGCCGCGCACGCUCCGCCAACGCGCAUGGUGAUGCCCCUGAGCGCCAUGCAUACCUCGGAGUCCGACGAGGCGGCGCGGCCGCUGGCGCCGGCCCGGAAGCGGUUCCGGACCAAGUUCACGCCGGAGCAGAAGGCGCGUAUGCUGGGGUUCGCCGAGGAGGUCGGUUGGCGGCUGCAGAAGCUGGAGGACGCCGUGGUGCAGCGCUUCUGCCAGGAGGUCGGCGUCAAGCGCCGCGUCCUCAAGGUGUGGAUGCACAACAACAAGCACACCCUCGCCCGCCGCCACCACCAGCUGCAGGACCACCACCAUCUGCCCGGCGCCGGCGUUGAUCAUGGAGACCCCUCCUGCGGCCGGAGCACCAGCCCGAGCCCGCCGCAGCUCCGGCUCGAGUAAAACCGACAUCGAGAAUUGAUUCGAGAUCGUUUACCGUUAAUUCUUGCUGAUCAUUCUAGCUUAGCUGCAUUGCAUCCCACUGUUCCAUCAGAAAAUGAUGCUUAAUCAGUUUCCUGGCUUCGAUCUUGUUCCUUUUUCUUCUUCAUUCUAUCGUGUCUAACUAGGUGUCUAGUGUUUCAGUAGCUUAAUUAAUUGAGGCUGUGAAGUGAGUUACUGAUUGGUCAGUAGUUCUCCUCCUGACAGUUUGAGUUACUACCUCAAUGUGGGGUGAGGUGAAACUUAAUCGCUUGUUCAUGUGUUGUAGCUUUCAUCAUGUUCACUGUUCAUGAUA
Messenger RNA from Lolium perenne, 1703 nucleotides. RefSeq names its product zinc-finger homeodomain protein 3. Gene Ontology annotation, molecular function: transcription cis-regulatory region binding; DNA-binding transcription factor activity. Gene Ontology annotation, cellular component: nucleus. Gene Ontology annotation, biological process: regulation of DNA-templated transcription; regulation of developmental process. NCBI's taxonomy places the organism in Eukaryota, Viridiplantae, Streptophyta, Magnoliopsida, Poales, Poaceae. The record is from RefSeq and is a predicted model, not a curated record.